AUUACUGUCAUGCGCAUAUGUCGUGUGCAUUGUAUCCCAAAUUUAAAUUGCGCCGUCGCAAAUCGCUAAAUUCCAUAAUCCACAGGUUGUUUUUUAGUUAGUCCGUGUUUAUUUUUAUUGAAGCUGGGACGGGAUCUUGUCUGCGAUAUCCUGUUAGUGAAUGUUUUCUUCAGUGGUGUGUUUCAAUAUUUAUCUUAAAUAAUAUUUCCGUAAUAAAAGACAUGGGUGUUGUGUUGCCCCCGUUGGAGUUUACCGAGUGUUUGAGUGAUAGCCCCUAUUUUAGGGAAAACUUACAUAAACAUGAACGAGAGCUGGAAAAGACUAACCAGCAGAUAAAGAGGAUUAUUAAAGAAGUUAAAGACCUUUUGGCAGCCGAGAGACAACUUGGAGACGCCCAAAAAUCGUUUGCCACUUGUCUCAGAACGUUCACGUUUGAGACUAUAGGCGGCACCCAAACUGACGAUGAGACCACUAUAUGCAACUCCCUAAAAACUUUCAGUGAAUUAAUAUUGCAAGUGGAAGAGGAGCGUAAGAGAAUGGUGGAUAAUGCCAAUUCGACUGUGCUAAAACCUCUCGAGGAGUUCCGAAAAAAAUACAUCGGAGGAGUAAAGAAUGAAAAAAAGAAAUUUGAGAAGCAAACCGCGAAAUUUUGCCAAAAUCAAGAGAGAUAUCUCAACAAAACGACGAAGAAUCCCAAUACAUUGCAAGAGGCUGAUGCUUCGGUGGAUAUGGCAGAACGUCAUUUUUAUGCAGCCAGCAUGGAUUAUGUGUAUUUAAUUCAAGAGGUGCAUGAAAGGAAAAAGUUUGAGUUCGUGGAAAGCCUGUUGACUUUUGUUUAUGCAUAUUUUACUUUCUAUCAUCAGGGUCACGAAAUAAAGAAAGACUUCGACCCAUUUAUGAAAGAUCUCCAAUCAAAAAUUCAAAAGACUCGAGGCAAUUUCGACGAUUUUAGCGAAAAACUAAAAAAGCGGAUGUCUGAGGUUCAAAAACAAGAAGGACCCUUGAGCACUUCCAAAGGUUGUAAGGAGGGUUAUUUAUUCUUACUGGAAAAAAAAGCCUUUGGGACCACUUGGACAAAGAACUAUUGUAAAUAUGACAAGAAUACUAAGGAAUUUACAAUGCUUCCUUAUAAUCAGCUUACCACUAAAACGCUUCCACAACCAGAAAAACUGGUUAUUACCACCUGCAUAAGGAGAAAAUCUGAAUCGAUAGACAAGAGAUUUUGUUUUGAUAUACAAGCAGACAGUAAGCCUGGAGUGGUUUAUACGCUACAAGCUCUAUCUGAGCAAGAUCGGACUAGUUGGAUGGAUAUUAUGGAUGGAAAGGAACCAACUUAUACAGUACCCUCAAACAAAGUUACAAAUACGAUGGAUGAAAACUAUGUAUUGGAUGAUGUGGGGAUACAAUUCGUAAAGAAAUGUAUUGAAGUAUUAGAGAAUAGAGGAUUAGAAGAACAGGGAAUUUAUCGGGUGGUUGGUGUUGCCUCAAAAGUUAAUAAGUUGUUGGCAAUGGGUUUGGAUCGAAGAAAAAAUGAUAAAUUAAAUCUGGAAGAUCCUCAAGAGUGGGAAACAAAAACCAUAACAAGUGCACUGAAAACCUACUUAAGGAAUCUUCCUGAGCCAUUGAUGUCCUAUAAAUAUCAUAAUGAUUUUAUUAAUGCAGUCAAAAGGGAUUCAAAGCAAAACAGGGUACAUGAAGUUCAUAAAUUGUUAUAUAAAAUCUCAAGAACUAAUUUUGAAGUGUUAAAGAUUUUAAUAAAGCAUUUAACCAACGUUGCAGAAAAAAGCGAAAAAAACCUCAUGACUAUCAGCAACCUAGGGGUAUGCUUUGGACCAACUUUACUCCGUCCCGAAGAAGAAACCGUGGCCUCAAUAAUGGACCUAAAAUUUUAUAACAUCGUAGUUGAAAUCCUCAUCGAAAACUACAAUCGUCUCUUUUUUACGGAGCCAUUGGUACCAAAAUUCGGGCAGUUGCCGCCAAACAAUCAUUUGCCCACAGAUUCGGGAGAAACGUAUGCUGGGAAUAAAGUUUAUAGCGGGGGACAACCUGUGCGAGUUUCACCUAGCUACAGAAAUCCUCCAGGCUAUAAUCCAUCUGUACCAUAUAACAUUACCGUCUCUUCUUAUAUAGACCAACAACCACUACCCAUCAAUUUGUAUUCUUCUAUACCCGAGCCAAUAUCGGAUAGUAUCAUGUAUGGCAUGUCUAGAAGUGAGCAUAGACCAUCAAAUCAUCAGCGAUUCAAGCAAUAUAAUUCGUCCAGCAUUAAUUCACAAUCAGAAUCUAAUAUUCCACAAACUAUUACCAGUCCGACCAAUUUUAGGCAAAAUCGAUUAGGUGCUUUUUCUGGAGGAGACUCAAAUGAAACGAGCAGUUCCAAUGACUCAUUAUCUUCUACGUCGAGAGAUGGCAAUACUGUGAUAAGCGGGAUCCCAAAAAAACACGAAAGGGCCAAUCUCUCGGUUGCUUAUCCGAAGAGCUACAAGGCCCAAGGGAAUGUGACCCAAAUAUCCAAGAAGCCUGGCUUUAUGACCGUAUCUUCCAAUGGCAGGUCUAGUCCAACUUUGACUAGAGUCCGGAGAGUCAGAACACUAUAUGCCUGCUUAGGGGAACAUGAUGGAGAGCUCUCUUUUGAACCCAAUCAAAUUAUUACUAAUGUAAAAACAUCUCAAGAACCGGGAUGGCUUGAAGGAACGCUUAACGGAAAAACGGGUCUUAUCCCGGAAAACUACGUCGAAAUUCUCCCUUGACAACCUUCCAACUUGUCAAGACUAUCCAACACACUACGGCACGGGCUUUAUAGAGCUCUACAUAUCAGUAGUGCCGAGGCAUCCUCAACGGAGUCCAGAGAUAACAAUCGAAGACUGAACAUGCACAGACCAAGUUUAGAUGGAGCGUUGGUUAAACAAGCAAGCUUUGAGAGAAAAAGUUCGACAUAAAAGUACGAUUUCUAUUGGAUUUAUUGAGAUUGAACUGGAUCCGUGGGUUAGGGAUGACCUAAUUAUUUCCAAAGCAAUAAGAAUAUAAGUUUAUCCUUAUGUAUAUUAAUCUAUUAGCAGUGGCUAAAAUAUAAGAGCUAUUUAGACUUGAAAGAUAAAAUCACACAGUUACCAAUUUCAGUUCUCUUAUAAUCUUUUAAAGCCAGCGUAAAAUAUUAUCCAAAAUCGACGACAUGCAAAAGUUCAAAAGAGCUGAUUUUUGACUGUCCAAUAAAUAGUGUGGUGAAUCAGGGCGGCUUGGAUGUGGUUUAAUACCCGAUAAUUUCUAUAUAUUGUCCAUUAAUAUUAAUUAUAUCGUGUAUUCAAGAUGAACUAUACAAUUUUUUUGCCGGGUUAUUUUUGAUUCCUAUAUUGAAAAUCGUCUUAUUACACAUUUUAGUAUUUUACCUUCUCCAUACGUUCAUACUAAAUCACUCGGUUUAAUAUAGUAUUUAUUAAUUUUUGUUAAAAAUUAUGUUGGAAAAUAAUUUCGAGACCUAAUACUAAAUCACGGAAGACUUCAAUAACUAUUAAAUAAAGAUCAAUCCUAAGACAUAUUUGUUUAUAUAAAUCUUGUCAGUGAGUUCAAAAUAUAACUAUAUUAAAUAAGAAUUAUAAUAAUUCAAGUAUUAAACUAAAACAGAGAAGGUACAUCUUAUGUAGUAAGCAUGUCAGUCAAGGUUGUUCACUACUUAUAAUUUAUAAAAGUCGCGAUUCUCUUCUUUACCGAGAAAAUAUUUCUGGCUAGAUUGGUAUACCUUAAGUAUAAUUUGAUAAAAAUUUGAUUUAAAAAAAAUAUGGAAAUUUGUGGCAUUUAAUGCUCACAUAUUCGGUUUCCAGGAACAUACUAUUUACUAUAUCAAUACACCAUUUAUUUCACAUCAGAAAAAACUCUUUUGCACUCACACAUCAGAGCGUGGAUAUCUAAAACUAACUGAGCUUAUUCUUUUAAAGAUAGCAGUGUCUUGAAUUACAGAACUUUGGUAUCAAUGUUUGUCAAUAAGGACUUAUAGACUAACUAUUAGCAGAUCGGCAAUAUAAUUUCCACAUAAAGUAAUACUUUUUCAUCCUGUUAUUUUAGAGACUUAUACGCUAAUUUAUGUUAUAGUUUAGUUUAUUUCAUUAAAAUUGAUUAGUCCCAAAACCUUACUAUACAGUGCAUUCACAAAUUCAUUUAAAAUUCAUGAUAUUUUUUUCUUCUUUUAUUUUUUGAACACAUCGAUUAGUAUUAUCACUUGUGGGUUUUUUGAAAUAAAAAAAUUCUCUACAGUGUGUACUAACUAUGGCGUCAACAAUAACUUUGUUAAAUAGAACACCGUAUAUAUAAUCACCGUUUUACAAUUCUAUGAUAUUAUCUGAAUACUUUUUGUGCAGCAAACCAUAUGUCUAAAGUCAGUAGUUUGUCAAAUAUGACAUAACAGACUAAAACAUAAAAAUGCAUUCUAGAUUUAGUGCAACUAAUGUUUAAUUAAUUUGUUGUCCAUUUGAUUCAAUGCGUCCUUUGCAAUGGAAAUUUUGCUUACAGGGUGUCUCAAGAAAAAACUAUGACGCCAACAUUUGAAUGGCUCCGCCAAAAACUGGCGGAAAAUGACAAAAACUUAUUUUUUCAGAAAUUCAAAAAGACACUGAUUGUUCAAUGAAAUUAAUUUCUAAUUGACAAUUUCUUAUUAUAAAAAAGGGUUUGUUAUUGAGUGAAAUCACCUAUAAGAGAAAAUAUUGUUAUACUAUCAUAUCUUACUGAGAUAUUGACAUUUUAAAAGUAUUUUUUCGGGUACAACGUUGUAAGCGACGGCAACGUUGUUCUUUGAACAAGACGUAUAAUACUGAAUUAAAUGGGGCUGAUUCAAUAAUGUAAGUUUUGAAAUAUGAUCUUUAAUAAUAAUGAAUAAUAAUAAUAAUAAGAAUAAUAAUACAAAAAACUUAAGUUUUCUUAUUGUUCAACCGUAAUAUUUUCAUAAAAAGGCACAUAUUCUGGCGGGAUGUAUUUGCACAUAUCCAAAAAGUGCUUUUUCUUUGCCGCUUUGAUCGGGAUUCUAUCCUUGUAUAAAGGUGGGAACCGAUAUCUAUCCUUGUAUACUGGGGGCAUACUUCUCUUCCCUGGCCCCUUUACUUUUUUUGCUAAUGAGUGCGAAGUCCAUGUUUGAAGGACGUUGUGUGAUUUCCUUCCACGCAAUGUUAUAGGAUCAUCCUUUGUAAUUUGGUACCAUACAUGGCUAGUUACACUGAAUUUAUUUUUUUCCAGUGAAUCUAACAAAAUGUCGGUGUUUUUGAAGUCUGCUGUAUCCAUAACACAGACAGUAAAACGAUUGGGUGGUCCCUUGUUUAGCUAUGACUUCCACCCAUUGGUGAGGAACAUACACUGUUUUACCCUUUUUUGCUCGUUCAAUUAGAGCAAAGUCCCUGUCACAGGGUAGAAAACUAUGACCCGUCGUCAUAAACUUUUGCUCAACGGUAGUGAAAUAUUCAUUCAAGAGCAGGUGCUGCAAAACAGCUAUAAUCCGCCAGUUGUUGUUCUGACCUACAAAUUUGUCAGACCAAAACUUACGAAUUCUCACUUGGCCUGACUUCAACUUUGUAAAGUUAAGCUCAACAUAUUUUAAAAUGCAUGAUGCUAUUUCCGCAGCACCUCGCUUGGCAGUGGUCCCAUCCCAGAAAAACAUAUAAGCCAUGUUUCUCCCCUGGUCAUGUAUAGCCAAAUUGUAGCACGAUAGUUGCCUCUGGUAAAAUACGUUACUAUGCGUAAGGUUUGGGCAAAAUAAAACUUGUUGUAGGUCUACACAAAGCACAACGUUUUCAGAGCUUAAUAUGGCACUCUCUUUAUCUUCAGCAAGCGUCUUGUAAGCAGAGUCAGCCCUCAUAUGAUGAAGUUUGCUUUGAUUUUCAAUUAUUUUUUUUCUCUCUUCAGUGGCAGCUGCAAUGAGCUGAAUGUGCAGUUGAUCACAAUAAGUACAGGUAUCGGACCUAGGCAGACCAAAUCUUAGGUUGAACUCACUUUGAAAAGCAUCACGGUACAUGUGAAGUUUUGCAGUACUGUCGGUGUAUUUAAUGCAGAAAAGCUGCCACAUUUUCAUGAUACUCAGGUCAGGAUUCAAACAUUCCUUUUUGCUCAUAUUUCUGGAGUAGUGGUUUUCUUGACGAGGAAAAGAAGAAAUAUGCUGUUUGAUCUGUUCUUUUGUUUCAUCAGGGAUCCUAGUAUGAUUUCCAUGCGCGCCUCUGCCAUCGGUCAAGGGCGUGGUAAACUUUAUUUUGUCAACGGAGGACAAAAAUAAAAAGUGCCUUGCGGUGUUUCUCGACCUAACAAAAGCAUUCGAUACAGUGUCACACCAAAUAUUAUUACAAACAUUAGAAAAAUAUGGUAUCAGAGGCAAAGUAUUACAACUUUUACAGAGUUAUCUAUCAAACAGAAUGCAAUACACCAAGAUAAAAAAUAACCUUAGCGAUCCUGAUAUCAUUAAAAUUGGAAUACUGCAGGGCACUGUACUAGGACCCCUACUUUUCAAUGUUUAUAUAAAUGCAGUGAAUGAUAUAAAAACUCCUGGCAAAGUAAUAUCCUAUGCAGAUGAUACAGGAAUUAUAUUUAUUGGAGAUACAUGGCAAGAGGCAAAAGUGAAGUUUCAAGAAGGUCUAUCAUUAAUCAAAAAUUUUUUCGACACCUUUAAAUUGUCACUAAAUCCAAAAAAAUCUAAAUAUAUAGCAUUUUCCAUAAACAGUUCAAAUAGACCAAACUUUCAAAAUAUUAUAGUAAACAAUAUUAAUGAACCAAUUGCACAGGUAAACUCUAUAAAAUAUUUGGGAGUCCAUAUAGACAAACAUCUAAAAUGGGAUAUACACAUUGAUUAUUUAACAAAAAAGAUAAAGGCACUCUUACAUAAAUUUUAUUUAUUAAGGGAAAUUUUGUGCAGAAAACUCAUUGUGUUGAUCUAUAAAGCUCUCGUGGAACCCCUAUUAAGGUAUGGGAUAUUGAUUUGGGGUGGGGCAUAUGAAAACAGUCUAAAAAAUCUUAAAACAAUACAAAACUCAAUAGUAAUGAUAAUGUUAAAGAGACCUAGGUUAUUUUCAACAAAGCAAUUAUAUAAUUCUGAAAUACAAGAUUUAAAGACUCUUUUUAUAACAACCUGUUGCUCUUAUGUUCAUAAAUUCUAUGGUAAACAAAGUAUAAUAAACCAUAGACACCAAACCCGAGCUAAUAAACACCAGCAAAUUGUACUACCUUAUAUGAUUCGAGAUUUUGGUCAACAUUCGGCAGUAUUUUUAGCUCCAACAUUUUAUAACCUUCUCCCAGAAAAUGUCAAACAACAGAAAUACUUCAAAAAGUUUAACGAGCAUGCCCUAAGUUAGAUAUUAGGAAACAAAAGAAAAUUUUGUUGAUUGAUCAUAUGUGCUUGUAUCAAUAUUCUGCUUUUCACCAAACUUUUUAUUUUCUUACUUGAUAGCAAUCACAACAUAAAUACAUAAGGGAAAAAGAAAAAAUCUCAGUAUGGAUAUUUAUUCAAUUAUUUAUUUUGUUUCAAAUAUUAUAGGUUUUAGGUACCAAAGACUAGAAAAUUCUGUAAAAUACUACAUAAUACCUUUGUAGGUAAAAUGUAUAUGUGUAUAUAGUAUAUGAAUCUUUUUUUUUCUCUUUUUCUCGUUUUUAUUGUCUGGUUUUUUAUUUUUGUUAUGUAGUUUUGGGUAAACUUAUUUAAAAUGUUAAAUAUUGUGAACUAAUUUAUAUAACGGCUAGUCUGCUAAGGGUAACAACAUUGAUAUAUUAGAAUUUUUAAAUUGUUUCUACCAUAGCACAUACAGAUACUCUGGUAUCUAGGUGCUUUAUAUUCUUAGAAUUGUAAUAUUUUAUAUUGAAGUUGAAUAUUGAAUAUACUGAAUUGAAAUAUAUUGAAUAUUGAACGAGAAUCUGUAGGCGUCGAGGUGUAACCUUCAUUAUCUGGCAAAGUGUCUUUUGGCAUACGCGAAGGGUAGCAUCUUUCUUUGGGACAUAAUAUUGAACUGAACAAUGUCUAGUAGAGAUGUUUUCAUUCACUCGACGGCGAUUUAUAUCCCCUACCUUGAUGCAAGAAGCAAGAAACCUUGUUUGUUAAUUACAGUCCAGACUGUAGAAGUCCCUAAAUAAUUUUAGCAUUUCUUCAUGGGCAACCAAUCCACACUUGUAUUGACACUUGCAUAUUCUACCCUAAAACAGCAAAAUAACUAACCUGUAAAACUGUAAAGCACAUUAAAAAUGUUGUGACUUACCUCUUCAGGUGGUAAUUUUCCAGGCACUGGCCGCUUUCUUUUGGAUAUGUAUGGAUUUCCAGAAUCCCUUGAACGCUUACGACACUUAUCUUUCCACUCACUAACUUUAAUUUUCCUCUUUUUACCAUUAUUUAAGCGCUUUUGAUCACCAGGCGAAAAAACAACACUCUCCGCGCCGGACAUUUUGUCGGUUGCAACAUUGUUCCGAGCACGUCAACCUGUUUUCGAAGUCAUUUAACGUGCUGCCAUCUAAACCACAUUCAUAUAAAACUGAUACCAAAAACUGCCAUGCGGUAGAAAAUGUCGUUUACAACGUUAUUUUCUGAAAAUCUCAAUAUCGCAAUUAAUGUCGCUUACAACGUUGUUCGGCGGAGCCAUUCAUUUAUUUUUUAUGUCAUUUCUUAGAAAUUAAGUAGACCUUAAUCUUUCCGAACAACCGUUUUCAAUUCUAGAACCUACCAUAAGAGGUUGACAUAUCUAGUAACGAGUUAUGGUUUCAACAAGACGUUUUUCGCCAAUUUCUUGAUGCAAUUUUUCCUAACAGAUAGAUUGGACGAAGAGGAUCGAUUGAGUGGCCACCAAGGCCACCAGAUAUAAUCGCAUUCGAUUUUUUCUGAUGGGGCUAUUUAAAGUUUAUGUUAAUAAACCAAAUAAUGUUGAUGAUUUAAAGCAAAAAAUUGGAAAAGAAAUUAGACUAAUCGAUCCGCAAGUGAUUGGAAAUGUGCAAUUGGUUGUUGAAGUAAAUGGACAACAAAUUGAACAUCACUUGCAAGAAAUAUUGUUUAAAAUUUGAUUUUUAAUGUUCAGAAUAUAUCGUAGAAUUGUAAAAUGAUAUACAGAGUGUUACAUUUUAAAAAAUUAAUCUUAACGCCAUAGUUUCUACUUGAGGUACCCAGUAUAGAAAGUUUUUUAUUUCAAAAAACCCGCAAGUGACGAUGCUAAUCGACGUGUCCGAAAAAUAUUUUUAUAUAUAAUAUUUUAUUUAUUUUAUAUAAAUAGGCGUUGGUAAGCUAUUCAGUAGAUUUUUUACAAAAGCACCAAAGUAAUCAAGUACUACAAGCACAAAAUUGCACAAAGAUAAAGUUCCCUUCAUUAAUAACCUAUUUUUCUGUCGCCUUUCGGUGGCACCAUUUUUAAAAAAUAUACCGCAAAAUAGAUUGACGCAAGUGUAAUCAUAGAAAUUACGCGAUAUUUUUUUAUUUCAUUUUAUUAAUUUUUUAUAUAUUAUUUUAUUUUAAAAUGAAAAAAAUCUUAUUAUAUAAAGCUUUCUUCGUUUAUGCUCAUUGUUUUCUGGUUUCAAGACUUAUAAUAUAAAUAUAAUUCUUAGAACAGGUAUAUAUUUACCCACGAUUUAUUGGAAUGUACAUUUUCAUAUAUGAUCAAUUAGGUGUGUUAAAAAAAAACAAAUCAAUCCAUAACACCAAGUUAAUAUCGUACUGUGUAUAUGUAUUAAAUAAUUAUACAUAUUUAUAUUUUACAGUUUCAUUGUACAUAUUGUAUAGUUGCUGUGUAUAAUAAUUGGAUUUUUUUUUGUAAAUCAGAUAUAGAAAUAUGCUGUUAUUGCUUAUAUUUAAGACGGACCUUCCCUACUUCUCUAUAGAAUAUUAACAUUAUUUUAAUAGUAAUUUAAUGGGGUCUAAAAUAAAUGCAUAAGAUGACCGAGCAAUAACUGUAUAUGCAUGUAAGACCACUUGUUAGUAGUAUUAGUUUCAGAGUAAUUUUUCUGUGAUAAAUCGCACUUUUAUCCCAAAUUACCAUUCUUGAAUUUAUGACUAUUAUUCCACAUAUUUAACCUGAAAUGCCAUUUGUCAUUUAAAUUAUUGUCAACCAGGCUGUUUUUAAGUUCGAAGAAACUAAUAAAAAAGCUAAUCUACAUAUAACAAAUAAUAAUUAAAGUCGACCCUAAUUAGUAGUUCAUUAUAAUUCAUUGUAUAGUAAAAAAAUGUGAUUGUAUAGUAAACGUUUUCUUUGGUUUUAUUAAGCCACAUUUGAUAUAAUGUAUCUGGUUAAAUCAGUGGAAUAUUAAUAAAUAAAUCAAAUUAAUUGCACUACGUGAUCUUAUGAAUGAUAAUAUCAAUUAUUAGUUUUAGCUGAGUGUCUGUAUUAGAAGUUUAGCUUAAUGUAAGGGACCACAGAAUAAAUCGAGGAAAUUCACCUAUUGGAUGAAUAGAAAAUUCAUUUUUCUGUAUUCAGGUGGCUUGGUAAUUCAUUAUAUUUAUAUUUUCAAUUGAUUUUCGGAAUAAAAUCUUUCGUUACUUUUAUUAAUACCGUUAAUAUUGUUUUUUAGCUUAUAGGUGUACUAAAUUCGUGUUAAUUCAUUCUGUUCAGUAAGUAAAACCAGCAGUUAUAGCAAAAAGUGAUAUAUGCACUUUCUUAUUCUAUCAAUGCUAGAAUUGUCUGGUGGUACUAAGCUUAUAAUGUAUAUCACGAGUAUAUUAUAUAGUUUGCUCAAAAACUUGGCUGGCUCCUAAUUCUCGCAGAAGUGAAUUUUUAAUAACUAACAAUAUUUUGGCUAAGCAAACUUAGGAUGUAAUGAAAAUACGUUUUUUAACGUGAUUUUGAAAAAAAUACUUUCUGAUGGUGAUAAAUUGACUCGCCAUCUGUCCAAAUUCAUUAUUAAACAUUAAUGGAGAACUUGUGACACCUUGUUAUAAUAUUUUUUUAUAUAUAUUAAUCAGGUGCUUUGUUUUUCAAAAAUAUUGGCUUUUAUAAUUUAAUUAUAAUUUACUAUAGAAAUAAUAACUAUUUCUAUAUAAUUAUUGUUAUUUCCAUAAGAAAUAUUACUAAUUCUACUUUAACCCUUUUUGACGGGCAGAAACUCUUGAACAUUUUAAUAUUUGACUAACUUUUACUGCCUAAUCUGUUUCAUUACCAUAACUAAUGGGCUUAACCCCUUCAAACCUGAUCAGUUAAACAAAAAAGAGUGUGUGCAUAAUUGUGCACAAGGGACUUGUACCACAAUGUAAUAAUACCUUUGCAAAGUAAAUAAAUAGAUAUUCAUAUACUUGCAUAAAAUAUUUAUUGAUGAAAUUAUACAUUUUUAUUUAAAAAAAAAUGUGUAAAGAAAAAUUUGACAUUAGAAUGGAAUACAUGUGGUAUAAGCAUAGUAUAACAAAACAUAAUUUGAGAACUUUCUAUGAUACAAUAAAAAGCAGCUUCUUUCUUUUUUUAUGCAAAUGUGCACAUUACAUUUUUCACAAAAAAAAUUAGUCUUCUUAUUGCAAUUUGAGUACUUGCAUCGUUUUCCUUCUUUGGCUCCAUCAAGUUGAGGCAUAUGAUCAACACUAUCAUACCGAAUUGCAGAAAUAGUUCUGGUUUCUUCAUGUCCUAAUCUUUGUUUUUUUCGCGGUAUUGGUGGCUCUUUUAUUACCUUGAACUGUCUUAUUUGCCUUGAUUAAACCUUCACCAAGCCGCAUUUUGAAUUCCAAAAGUGAUAAUUGUUCUUUUAUUGGAAUAUUGAGGAUCUUACAAUCUUGUCGAUAUUCAAACCAACUGUUUACUGCAGGAAAAUCCACUGCAUGAAAAAUCAUUCUUAGGGUCCAUUUUCUUGAACGAAUAUAAAUUCUAUACAAACUUAUCAUCUGAUCCAGAAGAUCAACACCGCCCAUAGAAUGAUUAUAAAGUAUUACGAUUUCUGGUCUUGGUACAUAUCCUACUUAUCCCAUCUAACAACAGUAUCUUCAUUCCCAACACCGACAAAAUUUGAAACCAAAACUACAUAUACUACGAUUGUCCAUCCAUUUUACCAAAACAACAUCAUUAUCCUAACUCUUUAGUUGUUCGUAAGUGCCUCUUCCUUGCCUUUUCAUAUCUUUGUCGCUGCUCAAUGGUGGGUUGCUAAAUCGAUUUACUCUAACGGUUCCCGCCGCUGAUAUUUUUUUUUUAAUUGAGAACUUGAAGGGCAGCAUAGGAAGAAAAAUAGUUGUCGAAGUAUAGUUUGUGCCCUUCAUUUGUUAUUCUUUCGGAAAGUUGAAGUACUAUUGUGGCACCAAAUCCAAACCUUUUCAUUAAAGCGGCACUCAAUCCUGUAGACCCGCCUUGGUAUAAAAUAAAGUCAUAGGCCAUUCCCGAUUUUCCACAUAGAACAAACGAUUUUAUUCCCCAGGGUGUAGGUUUGUGUUUUUAUGUAUUGAACAACAGAAAAAUGUCCUCUAAAGGGAAUAAUCUGCUCGUCGAUGCAAAGAUUCUCUUCCAAUUUCAAUUCCAGACAUCGUUUUCGAAUACCUUUAUAUAAAGAUCUUACCUUAUAAAAUGUAUCUGUUGUAUCUUUGGGAAUGUCUAAGUUGUUUACACAAUGUAAGUUAGAACGAAGUUGAAAAAAAACGAUCUCUUGACAUAGUUUCCCCAAAAAUGUUGAUACGCGUUGGUAAAUUCAGCCAUUUCUUGAAAUUGAACAUCGUCUAUAUAUUUACCGAACUAUUGUAAUGGAUCUUGAACCUCAGACUCAACAGACGUAUUGAUAUCCGUUUCUUCUUUCCAUACAAAGUCGGGGGGAAAAAAAUCAUCUUUAGUCCAUUUUAUAGAUUCUUUCGACGUGACAAUUUUGCUGAAUUCGUACUGUUGUGAUGUAGGGGGACCAGCAAAAAUUGACAGAGGCAAGUCAUCCUCGUCAUCCCAGUGCAACUCCGGUAUUUCCACUGUAGUGGGCCCUUCUUUGUCAGUACCCAGGCGAACGAUAUUUUGCGCACUGGGUUGAGAUUCUUCAAAUUUAGAUAAAUUAUUACACUCCCAUUCCUCCUCACUAAGUUCAAUGUCGGAGGUUGAUUCCAGAAGUGUAAUAAAACUGCAGCAUCUUUUUCAUUUUCUGGGUCGUACAUUUUCCCUAAAAAAAUACACCCUGUAUCUUCUAACGUCCAAAUAAAAUAAACACUAAUAACAUAUAAAAAAAAAUUAUUUUAUUAUUUUUAUGCCAAACAUGUAUAUAAAUCGAAUAAGUAUAAAAAAUAUAACGUCGAGAUCGGGUGUGCAUAAUUAUGCACAAACAAAAACAGAUUAUGUUAUAAAGACAUAUUUUUAUCAAAAUACUCUAGAAACUAAAUUUGUCUAUCGCUGUGCUAAAUAUUUGUGCAAAAAACAUUUUAGAUUUCAUUGAUUAUUAUGGAUUUAUUUUUACUUACCACAGCUGAUUUGAUGAAUGGCGGCUAUUGCCAAUAAAUAAAUGAAAAUUCUGACACUCCUUCCAUCUAUCGUAUCCCAAAUCGAUAAAACUUUAGAGAAAACUGUACAACUUGAGAGGGUGACAUUUGAAAUAACUGUGCAUAAUUAUGCCCAGAGGGUCUUAAAGGGUUAAUGUAAUUUAGGAAUUAGGUUUUCAAAACUACGAAAUUGUAAUUUUCCGUUAAGGUUCUCUUCCAUUAGUUUAGACAGAAUUAUGGAUUUAAUUAAAAUAAUUUUUUUUAUUUAGAAAACAAGAGCACCGGGUGCAUCACAAGAUCUUUCUUAAAAUAAAAAAAUUUACGCCUACAUAGCAUUUAUCCUACAAAUACUAAUUAUUAAUUCUUUUAAAAAUUACAUCCUUUUAUAAUAAAUUUAUCUAACUGAAAUAUCUUUUUCUAGAGCAAAAUUAAGGAGACAAGUUUAGAGCUAUGAGUUAAAACGAACAGAUUAUACAUAUUAAAUUUCCAAGAUGUUGGAAAUAUAUUAUACAUAUUUAUAUUUAAUUUGUGAUAUAAUAUACGCGUUUACCAGUGUCAAGGGCCGCAUUCAUUCCUUUAUAAGAAAACCUGUAUUAUAUUUUUUGGAAGCUUUUGUUUUUUACACCUAAUCAUUUUCUUUCUUCUAUAUGAAACCUGAUAAACUUAAAUCUCCCCCUUUUUUUAAAGGCAAAUAUAAAACAAUAUUAAGUAUUUAAUUUUACAUUGGUCCGAUGGUGGACAAAAGCCUCCAAAUAUACUUACCCUUAAUAUUAUUAUAGUGUUAACUGUCCAUAUACGAUGUAUUUUUAAUUUAUAAAAUAAUAAUUUUAGUACAUUAUAUGAUACGUUAUAUUAUUUGUUGCAUUUUUUGUUUUCUAUAGCAUUUUAACUAUUUAUUGUUGUAAUAUUUUUUGAUUAAUAAAUAAAAUGGCGUUUAUUAAUUUUAA
Anthonomus grandis grandis is the source of this 14292-nucleotide messenger RNA. RefSeq names its product rho GTPase-activating protein Graf (gene Graf). Gene Ontology annotation, biological process: signal transduction. Gene Ontology annotation, molecular function: GTPase activator activity; protein binding. Bases 222 to 2750 code for a protein of 842 amino acids. NCBI's taxonomy places the organism in Eukaryota, Metazoa, Arthropoda, Insecta, Coleoptera, Curculionidae. The transcript has 16 exons. The record is from RefSeq and is a predicted model, not a curated record. Gene Ontology annotation, cellular component: cytoplasm.